AUUUCAUGUAAGCACCCCGAACCGCUCUUGUUUUACUUGGCACUAUUCCUAGACUUAAAAAAAAAAGAACGAUUGUUUCUGGCCGAGCAAUGUCCGCUUUGGAGCGUGAUGCGGUGCGUAGUUUCUCCGAAGAUUACCAUACCACCGAGGCCGCGGAGGAAGGAGCCCGACGCUGCUUCAGGUUCCUGCUGCUGACAGCCUUCCUGCAGGGGAUCGCGUGCAAUCUGCUCCAACCCUUUAUGCACACACAGGCUGAGCCCCUCGGUAAAGCGGAGGUUCUCCUCUCCGAUGGCUUGCACGGACUUUAUCUUCUCGUUGUCGUCCUGGUGACUCCUUUUGCUGGAAAACUGGCCGAAAAACAAUUCAGAUUCCGGAAGAUCUUCCGAAUGGCACUGUUCUUCGAAGGUCUAUGCUGCAUCGCCUACGAAUUUUGCCGUCCCAUGAAGAUACACGUUGUCCUUUCCAUGUUGCGAGUCUUCCAGUCCUUCGGAGCUGGCAUCGUCUUGCCCUACUACGUCUCCAUUCCACGUCUUCAGCGCGAGGACACCGCUUCCUGGGCAACUCCAGUCAUCGGCAGCAUGUUUGUCUUCGGAAUGGCCGUAUGGAAAAACAUCGGAGCUCAGUGGUACAUGUCUGGCUUCUGCCCACUUCCAUUCGCAACGGUAGGGGGCGCCCUCGUCCUUGCUGCCUGCCUGUCCGUCAGGAACCUGCCAUCUAUACGUCACAAGCGUUUCCUCCAAUCGGAUGCAACAUGCCGCGUGAUCGGGGACGUGAGGAUAUUUACAGACCUUAUAAUAGCAGGGUACGCUUGUAUUGCGUCUGUCUACAGCCAGGGUGUGCUAGGGUAUGCGCUUCGAAAGCAUGGGAUCCCUUUGCCGAAGGUCAACCGUAUCUUGGUGCUUCUUGGGCCAGCCAACGUCAUAACGGCAGCUAUCGUCGGUCCGGUUGGAAAAUCGCGUCAUGGCACCACAUCUUUCUUGGGGUGGCUCAUGGCCAUGGUGGGCAUGCGACUGGCCAUUUCUGCAGCAAAGGCUCUCGCGAAACCGUCUUUGGGUACAAUUAUCUUCAGCCAUUUAAUGAUCAGCUUCGGACUGGGAGGUGACGCCAUAUGUUCCAUCUUUCAUGCACAGAACAGGACAGCGAACAACAUCCGCAGCAAUGCUCUCGGGCAAGCAACUGUGGCAGGUUUUGCAAUCGCUGCCAUCGCCUUGGGGAGGCUCCUUGGUAUCGUACUCUACACCUACUUACAGGACACAGGGUCAUAUCUGGAAAACCCAACGUUUAGGUGCUUCGUCGAGUUGCCCAUGCUGCUGCUGACUGGUGCCUUGCUCGUUGGAGACUACCUGUUCGGCGGUGAAGAGCUCGUCGAGAAGAUGGGAUACGCUUCCGACUGACAGCUUCGGCACGGUUUCUCGCAAAUAAAGAAAUGUCCCGCGGUACAA
Messenger RNA from Ornithodoros turicata, 1442 nucleotides. RefSeq lists its product as uncharacterized. The coding region runs from base 90 to 1394 and encodes 434 amino acids. The record is from RefSeq and is a predicted model, not a curated record. Lineage: Eukaryota; Metazoa; Arthropoda; Arachnida; Ixodida; Argasidae. The transcript has 14 exons.